Messenger RNA from Galleria mellonella (greater wax moth), 6643 nucleotides. RefSeq names its product nuclear pore complex protein Nup133 (gene Nup133). Gene Ontology annotation, biological process: protein import into nucleus; poly(A)+ mRNA export from nucleus; transcription-dependent tethering of RNA polymerase II gene DNA at nuclear periphery. Gene Ontology annotation, molecular function: protein binding; structural constituent of nuclear pore. NCBI's taxonomy places the organism in Eukaryota, Metazoa, Arthropoda, Insecta, Lepidoptera, Pyralidae. Gene Ontology annotation, cellular component: nuclear pore outer ring. The record is from RefSeq and is a predicted model, not a curated record.
UAAAAAGACUUUUUAAAUAAAUGGAAGUUUAAAAUUAUAGAAAAAUACAUUAAACCGCGGGCCAUGAGGCAUUUGAACUACGAGUCCUGUACUUAGAUAAAGUACUUACUUGAAAAUUUUGACAGUGCCAUUAUCUGGCUAUCUGUCACUGUCAUUAGCCGUCACUCGAGGUGAUUGAUCAACGAUUGACUCAAUUUAUUUGAUUGAUUUUUUAUUUUUUUUGUUCAUUUUCUUAGUUUAUCCGUUAGUUAUUUUUUUAAUUCUUUACUUAAAUUUUUCGCCAUGGAUUUUAGUAAUACAGGCGGAUUGCGAAGUCCAUUUUCACCACGAGUUCGACAAUCUAUAACUGGUCGAAGAUCUAUUGGGCUGUCUUCUAAAAAGAAUCAGAGUAAAUUUCUACACUCAUCUGGACAACAGAACGGCGAUGUCAUCUAUAAAACUCCAAUAAGUACAAUAGAGACUUAUGGUUCCCCACUACCUGUAAUGGUCACGGAGACACUCACAUUUGCGAGCGGCGAGGUAAGCGUGCGGCUGUGGGCGGGCGGCUGGUGCUGGUUGGUGGCAGGGCGGCGCGUGCUGUGCUGGCCGCGCGAGCCGCCACCAGACCCCGCCUGGUUCUUGCCCCGCUGCCGCCUGUUGGAGCUCACGCUGCCGCAGACCGACCUAGCCCAUAAGGCUGAUAAAGUUGCCUUGUUCUAUAUAGGAUGGAGCCAGAUGCCAUCGUGUAUUGGUGUAUCGCCAGAAGGCAUUGUUCGAUACUGGCCAUCAGUGGGCCAAGAGGAAGUGUAUGCAGACGUGUCAGCCGAACUAGCCGGGCAGGAGUGCGAGCGACUUGGAGAACACUCCCAGGCAGGCCUGGUUCUUGCCACCACUACAUGCACUGUUGUUUUACUCAAUCCUGCUGUUGUUGAUGGGCGAGCUACUGUGACUUGUCGCACUUUGCGACCGCCGAGUGGAUGGCUGGGCGGCAUCGGUCGACGUGUAUCGUUGCUGUUCUUUGGCUCCAUGCCUGCUCAUGCAGAAACUAAGCUAGUGGGCGUAGUGGUGAUCCCCGACAGCGGCGCGGAGGGCGAGGAGUGCGUGGCGCUGGUGGCGAGCGGCAGCGGCGGCGGCGGCGGUGGCGGCGGCGGCGGCGGCGGCGGUCCGGUGCUGCAGCUGUGGCGCGGCGCCGAGCUGCACGAGCACAGCCUGCGCCGCGCGCUCUGCGACGCGCACCUGCAGCCGCACCACCACCCCCAGCACGCGCAGCACGCAUUACCCGGUGAUUUGAACAGUUUGGAGAUAAUGGCGCUUGACGUUCGAGCGAGCGGUAACAAUGGGUUGUUGUUGCUGAUCGCGGCCGUCAACGUCGCAAGGUCGCCGGAAUUGAGAUACGCUAUAGCGCACGUGUCGGUGGCGGACGCUAGCAGCCCGCGCGUGACUUCGCUGGUGGCGCUGAGGGGAGCGCCCGCCGCGCCCGACGCGCCGCCGCGCUUCCUGCCGCUCGGGCCGCGCGCGCUGCUCUACACGCACGCCUCCGUCGCGCUCGUCUCCAGCACUGUGUCAAACGAUAAGCCAGACAUUAUCGACGUGAGCAGUGAGGGGGACCGUAUACUCGGGGCCGAGUUAUGUAAUGGAGUUCCGUUGCUGUUCAGCAAGAAGCACGGUGUACUCGUACUCACUACUACUGACAGCUUAGCGCCGCAGCAAGGAUUGUGUGACUCCCCUUUGGGUUCACCGUGCCCUUCUGACAUGUACGACAGCAAUUUAUCACUAUAUGAAAUCGAUCCACACGAGGUUAGUAUGGUCACGACGGACGCAUGCGGCAAGUUGAAGACGGCAUUCUUGUUCCACCUACGACGCGACACGGCCGCGUGCCGCGCGAUCAUUGACGAACUGUUCCCCGCGCCGCCCGCUCCCGCGCCGCCCGCCGCCGGCAGCGCGCCCUCGUCCCCCUCGCGCCGCGCACCCUCCGCCACCACCACCGUCGCUACAGACGAGGAACAGGACGAGCGCGACGUCGACGCGGUGCUGGACCGGACGGUGCUGAAGAUCGCCACCGAGAUGCUGGACGACAUACCGGCCGGGGAUCCCAGAUGGAAGCAGCGCGUGAGCGGGCAGGCGACCAACAUCGCGCUGGGCAGCUCGGCGGCGCUGCAGGUGGCGGCGCAGCUGCGCGACAAGCAGCGCGCCCUGGCGCUGUUCGUAGACUUCUUGCGCGCCACCGGCCUCGCGCGCCGCCUCGGCCUCGUUACCGCACAAGGGGAUGUGGGUGGCGGUGACGGUGUUGUAAGCACGUGGUCUGCGCUGGGUAACCUGGCCGAACAGCUGGCGGCCGCGAUAGCGCUGCGGCGGCUGCAGCAGGCCUCGUACGGCGACCUCAUCGACGCCGCCAUAUAUCAGGUGGUGUGCGGGUCGGGCGGCGCGGGCGCGGGCGCGGAGGCGGAGGCGGAGGAGGAGGCGAGCGUGGCGGCGGCGCUGGCGAGCGGCGCGCUGUCGGCGGCGGACGUGUGCUACCGGCGCGCGGCGGCCGCGGGCCGCGUGCUGCGGGCGCUGGCGCGCGCGCCGCCGCCGCCCGACGCCGCCGCCGCCGCGCUGCACGCGCGCGACACGCUCGCCGUGCUCACCAGUGUGCUGUCGGAGAUGCACCGCUGCCGCGCGCAGUGGCAGGCGCAGCCUCCCGCCCCCGCCCCCGCCACGCCCUCCGCGUCCGCCCUCGGCCCGCGAGCCUUGCUGCCGGCGCUUGUAGAGUUCCACUGUCGCGCUCUCACCGAGUGCGCGCGCAGCUGCCCGGACGCGGCGGUGCGCGCGCAGGUGUGGGAGGCGGCGGCCGCGCUGGCCGACUGCGUGCUGGCCGACGUGCCGCCCGCCGCGCCGCACUACCGCCGCGUGCGCGCCCGCCUCAUACGACCCUUCGUUGAGGAAGGUCAAACGGAACGCGCGGCGGCUCUCGCGGAGAAGUUCAAAGACUUCGAGAUGCUCAUAGAGAUGUGCUACAAAGCCAAUGAUAUGGAGCGUCUCUACACGUAUAUAGACAAGUACAUCAAUGAGGGCAUGGCGGAGACCGCGUUCGCGUGGCUGUGGUCGCGCGGCGGGCGCGCGCGCGCGCUGCUGGUGCGGGCGCUGGGCGCGCGGCAGGGCGCGCGGCUGCGCGGCUGGCUGCGCGCCGCGCCCGGCCGCGCGCCCGCCGCCGCGCUGCUGGCGCUGCACGCGCGCCGCCACGCCGCCGCCGCCGCCGCGCUCGCCGCCCUCGCCGCCGACCGCCGCUCGCGCGCGCGCGCCGCCACGAUAGCGUCGCUGGCGAAGUUAUGCGCGGUGGCUUCGGAGGACGACUGGACAAAAAGCAGCGCCUUCGCCGAGGCCGAGUGGCAGCUGGCGCUCGCCGACCACGUGGCGGCGCUGCCCAGCGAGCUGCGGCUGCGGCACGGGCUCGGCGGCGACGACUCCGACGACGGACCCAUGCCGCUGCCGGAGGAGCUGGUGCAGAUUUACAUAGAAUCGGACAGCAAGACGCUAACAGAAUACGACUAUAAGAAAGCUCUAGACCUCACCGACUACGUGCAAGACAUGGAGCGGAGAGAUGACCUUCGGCUUAGGGUGUGGUGCGCGAGCAUCCGGCGGGACGCAUGGGCGGCGGGCGGCGCGGCGCAGGAGGUGCUGCGCGAGAAGGUGUUCUUCCGGCUCGUCGACCUCGUGCACCUCAUGGGCGGCGACGUGGAGGUGCUGCUGCCGCCGGCAGAGGACGUCCUGACGGCGCCGGAGCUGGCCGAGCUGGCAUCCGACCCGCAGUUCCACUACCUCAUCAAGUACGGCUACCAGUGCAUCCACACCAGCCGCACCGCCACCGACCAGCCGCUCACCGUCGACGCAUAAACCGCCUGAUAACGGUCAAAGAUCGACGUGUGGUCCCGCCAUAGAUUAAUUCUCUUAACGUCUCUUACGAUACCCACGGCAAGGAAGUGGUGGCCCAUUCAAUUCCGGGACCAUAUGGCUGACUCCAUUCUCUCUAAUCUCAUAAUAUGACUGCGCGUAUCUGUAAACUUCUCUCAAGUCUUAGGAUGGGUAUUACAUAAGAGGUCUGGGGUAAGCUAUCAAACUUUACUAUAUGGUUAUUGAAUCUCGUGAAAUACACAAACAUUCUUGUACAGGAUUUUUUCAUAAACUCCUUCUCAGAAAUAUAUAUUUAAUAAAGGUCCAAGGGUGCAUGACUUCUUUCAAGUGGGUAUUAAUAAAUUUGCUGAUACAUCUCUGUAUUUAUAUUACUAAAUAGCCAAAAAUAAACUUGCUUCUUAACUGUGAAAGUCUUACUCCGCGGUUAUCACAGACUGUUCUAAUUAUGAUUACAAAAUUAAAGCGUUACAUAUUGUUUAGCAAUUGAAUAUAUGUAUUUGUUCAGCAUUUAUAAUAUGAUUUUAAAAUUUGAUAAUAUUUAUGUAUUCAAGAAUUAUUUGUUGUCGUAUGAAGAGUUAAAAAAACAGAUUUACAGUAAAUACUUUAUUUUAAUAUUUAAUUAACUUUUUAAAAUGUUUGUUGGAUGAAAUCUCUUAGAGAUAAACUCGCUUUUGUACAUUACGUUUAAAAUCAAUUGUUCUUACGUUUGUGUACAACAAAGAAUAUGAGUUCUAAUGUGUUAAACAAACCGGCGCCUGCGACUUCAUUCUCGUCAAAUAUCUAAUAAUGUCUCCCAGUGUGCUGUUCUGUUACAAAAAGUUUAAAUACAAUCAACGUGUAAAGUGUGGGGGAGGGAUAGUUAAUUAUGCGGACUACCAGUCCCAUUACUAGCAAUAUGGGUAUAUCAAGUCGACCUCCACGUGGUCCCCACUGGAAGUCGUCAUGCUGAAUUCCAAUAUUCAUCGCGAUGGGCUAACUGACCUAUAUUUUCGUCGUCACUUAUUGAAGGGGAGGCGAAGCGGGGAUUUUUGCAGUGACUCGAGCGUGUCAGAUAAUUAUAUGGAGAAAAUCCUUGUACUCUUUAAUAUAUACCUCUAUAUCAUACCUACUUGUACAACAAUUAGUCCAUUACCUUAAGGUUGUCUUGAAAAGAUUGCUCUCAGCAAUAAGGCCGCCUUACUGUACUUAUACAACUGUAUCGUUGUGUUUGUAAAUUGUCUCGCUUAUUUUCUAUAUUGUAUAAUGCAAAUAAAGUAUACUCAUUCAUUCAUUCAUUCAUAUACUUUUAAUAAACUUUUUUCGUUUUAAAACAUAAACUUUUGAAUUUAAUAAGUUUCCAUGACGCUCGGGCAACUGCAAAUUUAGUAUAGAGAAUGAAAGACAGGUCAAUUAGCCCAUCGUGAUGAAUACACUUGGAAUUCAGCACGAUGGUUUCCAUGGGGACCACGGGGAGGUCGGCCUGCUAGGGUAUAUUGUUAGCAAUAGGAAUGAUAAUGCGCAUUACUAACAAUCCCUUCCCCCCUAUUUGACUGCUUUGGACUGUUGUGCUAUACCUUAUUUUCAUUAUUUGUUCCUCACUUUAGACUUAGUCUGUUUAGAAUAAAUAUAUUAAGCUAUAUAGGCUAAGUAAUAUAUAGGUAGACAUGAUAAUGCCACUAAAACUGGGUUAUCAAAACGCGGCACGGAUGGCCCUUUCUUACAGCUUGGCAUAUAUAUUUAUUUAUUGAUUAAAAAUAAUUACAACAUCAAUGUUAUAGACCUAGUGUGCUAACAUACAAAAUUAAAAUAAAUAUAUUUAACCCGACUCGAAAUAUGUCUGAGCCACUUCUAAUAUCUUUGGCAGGCUACUACCAAAAAUAUCAAUGGUGUUUAUAAUAUUUAAUAACCGUACUGCGAACAAACUACCCUGACAUCAGAGUAGCAGCCUAGUAUAACGUUUACCCUUAGAUUAUAUAAAUACAGUGUCUCCAUACAAAUGCUUCGACAAAAAUGGCUCAACUUUUUCAUACAACUUUGCGUGAUAAAUAGUUAUGAGUGAUUCCUUUAUAACUUCUAUAUUUAUUUUGUCUUAUAAAUUCUGCAUAUUUUUAACUGCGUAAACACUCAUUUUAUUUAUUAAAUAAUACGUUAAGGUACAUUUUAUGCGUAAAUAUGUAGAAUACUGAUAAAAAAACGAGUCAAGUUAAAAAGUUGACUCGUUUUUGUGGCUAGAUGGCUCUGUCUAUAUAAUCUAAGCGUGUAACCAUACCACCUGAUGGGCUAACUACAUUAAUAUUGAUAUUGAGAUAAACUGAAAAUGUAAUGUAAUAACAUUUUUUUUAUGCAACUUAGAAUGGCAAACAAGCUGACGGCCCACCUGAUGGAAAGCGGUAACCGUCGCCUAUAGACAUGAGCAGUAUUAUGGACAUAACAGAGUAUACUGUUUCGCCCAUGAUAUUCCCCAUGCGUUGCCAUUCCUGAGGACUCAGAUGUUAUUCCUCUGUACCCAGUAAAUUUACUGUCAUAAGAUUACUUCAGGGUAGGGGGUAGGAAAUGUGUACGUGAAACACCUCUACUCCUGCAGCUUACAAUGACCGUUAAUCAUCAGACUGGCUGUAUGCUUGUUAGCCACCUUUGCAGUAUACAAUAAAGUCAUCGCUAUGUUUCAAAGAUGCCUCCCGUGUCCGCAAAUAAAAACUCACCAUUCGAUAUAUUCAGUCAGACUGAUUUAGAUUUAAGCUAGAUAAGUUAUUUUUAGACUUAAUAUAAUUAAGUAUAAGUUGGCAGUGUUGAA